Rhodofomes roseus is the source of this 1342-nucleotide messenger RNA. RefSeq lists its product as uncharacterized. The coding region runs from base 128 to 1189 and encodes 353 amino acids. The transcript has 3 exons. Lineage: Eukaryota; Fungi; Basidiomycota; Agaricomycetes; Polyporales; Fomitopsidaceae. The record is from RefSeq and is a predicted model, not a curated record.
GGUACAGAGCCCAUUGAUCAGGCUGUCCCGAGCACAAAGGUCGUUGUCCUGGCUUGCAGAGUCAGCAGUCGUCGGUCAGUCCUCCUCGCAUCCCCGGUUGUUUCAAGGAACUUGAGCUCGCGUCGAUAUGAUCGUUCUGAACGAGGGCAGCAUGGACGCUAAGACCGCAGGUCCCCUGCGGGAUCCUGACCUGCUGAUCCCGCCUCCACCAUAUCAGCAAGUCGACGUUCGCCGGGGCGGGCCCUCCACACAGGCCCGCGAUGCAUCUCUAUUGACUGCAAGCGGCGGCCCAUCCACAUCCAUAUCGUCCUCAACACUCGCACCAUCCCCGGCACCCCGCUCGCUCGCCCCGUCCCCCAGCCCAUCAACAAACCCAUACCUCUCCGUCCCCUCCCACCGGCGCGACUUCAGCGUCGGCAGCAGCCGCUCGCUCUCCCCAUACGCCGCCUCCUCCUACAGCGACUUCCUCGCGCGGUCCUCCUCGUCCCCCGCACUCGCCUCCUCCACCGGCUCGCCCACCUCGCCCAUCUCCGCCGCCGAGUUCGCCGCGCGACAGGACCCCAGUACGCGGCCCUCGCGCGGGUUCAAGCUGCCCACGAGCAGCGACGGGCUCGCCGCGCUGCUCAGCCCGCCCCCGCCGUCGUUCGAGCGGCCGCGCGCGGCGGACGUGCCCUACACGCCGUUCAAGCCGACAUCCCUCCUCGGGAUUAGCACGGACCUCACGCGGAGCUUCCCUAGGAUGGCCCCGCCGUGCGCGAGCGGCGCGGAGCACCCGUUCGCGACGCACGACGUGACGGAGGAGGACUGGUCGCGCUUCCUCAGGGACGUCGAGGCGGCGGGCCAGCUGUCGAAGUGGGAGCGCAUCAUGACGAGGGUGAGCUUGCCGUCGCUGAUAGGCCUGUCGGUCGGGCUCGUGGUGAAGGGGAUCGAGGUGUACAUGCAUAACCGGAGGAGGGGCCCGGUGGGCGAGCUGAUCGGGUACUGGAACCAUCACUUCUUCCAUCCCCGGCAUAUGCAUAUCGUCCUCGCCCGAGGGUCUAAGGCUUACUCCGGCUCAGAUCCGCACCCUCCUGACUUGCCGGCCAUGCCAGAAGACGAACCUGAGAGUGAACGCAGCAGAAAGCUCAAGGAGUUCGAAGCCGAAUGUCCAAAGUACUGGAGACUGGUGGUAGCGUAUAGGUCGCGAUAACCCGAUUCGCCCAGUUGUUCUAUACCCUCUGUUUGCUAUGCUCAUCCUUACUGAUUCGCACCGUUGUUCGUAGUAUUAUCAUGUUUGCUAUCAUGUUAUUAGACUCUGUAUCUGUAUCUAUAUCGACGUAGUCUUGUACAAUAGAUACAUUAU